Messenger RNA from Polyodon spathula (Mississippi paddlefish), 3440 nucleotides. RefSeq names its product histidine--tRNA ligase-like. The record is from RefSeq and is a predicted model, not a curated record. The coding region runs from base 307 to 1848 and encodes 513 amino acids. Gene Ontology annotation, cellular component: mitochondrion; cytoplasm. Lineage: Eukaryota; Metazoa; Chordata; Actinopteri; Acipenseriformes; Polyodontidae. Gene Ontology annotation, biological process: mitochondrial translation; histidyl-tRNA aminoacylation. The transcript is spliced from 14 exons. Gene Ontology annotation, molecular function: ATP binding; histidine-tRNA ligase activity; identical protein binding.
UGGCGGACAAAGCUCAGCUGCAAGAGUCGAUCAAAGCGCAAGGCGAAGUUGUCAGGAAACUUAAAGAAGCAAAAGCUAGCAAGGACCAGUGCUAACGUUGCUGACCAGUGUUUUCCUGUCUUCCUGCACGGUUCAUCCUGCCAUCUGGUGUGACCAACAACCUUCUCCACCUUCAACCUUGGGGCGCAAUCCGCUGGGACACCAUCAUCUACCUUGUGGAUAUCAACUCAAUAACUUUUUAUGAUUUGAAACUUGCCUUGCUGAAUUGCGUCAUUUUGACACUAAACUGCUACCUUUGCUGACAACAUGAACACAAUUGGGCUGGUUUCUGGGAAACUGUGGACUGGUUUUCUCGGCCCUCGGAUUGGACUCUGUAACAAUGCUCUGUGGGCUGUGUCCUGUUACACAAACACACAGAUUGUAGCGGAAGUGGCAAAGCUGUUGGAACUGAAAGCUCAGCUGGGAACCGAUGAUGGCAAACAAACGUUCGUCCUCAAGACCCCAAAGGGAACCAGGGACUAUAACCCAAAGCAAAUGGCCAUCCGAGAAAGCGUGUUUAACACCAUCAUCAGCUGCUUCAAACGCCAUGGUGCUGAGACCAUUGACACCCCUGUGUUUGAGUUAAAGGAAACCCUAACAGGAAAAUAUGGUGAAGACUCCAAACUGAUUUAUGAUCUGAAGGACCAGGGAGGAGAGCUGCUGUCUUUGCGCUAUGAUUUAACCGUUCCAUUUGCCCGAUACCUAGCUAUGAAUAAAAUCAGCAACAUUAAGAGAUACCACAUUGCGAAGGUGUACAGAAGGGACAACCCAGCCAUGACAAAAGGGCGUUACAGGGAGUUCUAUCAGUGUGAUUUCGAUAUUGCUGGCCAGUAUGAUCCCAUGAUUCCUGAUGCAGAGUGCAUAAAAGUUGUCCAUGAAAUACUGACUCAGCUGCAGCUUGGAGAUUUCCGCAUUAAGGUUAAUGACCGGCGGAUUUUGGAUGGCAUGUUUGCAGUGUGUGGUGUCCCAGAUGACAAGUUCCGGGCCAUUUGCUCAACAGUAGACAAACUAGAUAAGGCCUCUUGGGAGGAGGUGAAGAAUGAGAUGGUUGGAGAGAAGGGCUUGGCUCCUGAGGCUGCAGACAGGAUCGGGGAAUACGUCAGAAUGCACGGUGGUUUUGAUCUGGCAGAAACGCUCCUUCAAGACCCACAGCUGUCCCAAAACAAACACGCACUUGAUGGGCUCACUGACAUGAAGCAUCUCUUCAAAUACCUGGAGCUCUUCAAAGUCACUGAUAAGGUGAUCUUCGACCUGAGCCUGGCCCGUGGCCUUGAUUACUACACUGGGGUGAUCUACGAGGCGGUCCUGACUCAGCCACAGAAUGACCACCCCUCGGAGGAGCUGGUCAGUGUGGGCAGUGUGGCCGGAGGAGGCCGCUAUGACGGGCUGGUCGGAAUGUUUGACCCCAAAGGCAGGAAGGUGCCCUGUGUGGGAGUCAGCGUUGGGAUCGAGAGGGUCUUCUCAAUCCUGGAACAGAAGGCAGAGGCCUCUGAAGAGAAGGUCCGAACCACAGAAACUCAGGUCCUGGUGGCCUCUGCACAGAAGAACCUGCUGGAAGAGCGGUUAAAACUCACAUCUGAGCUGUGGGAUGCUGGGAUAAAAGCAGAGGUCCUGUAUAAGAAGAACCCAAAGCUUCUGAGCCAGUUGCAACACUGUGAAGAGACAGGAAUCCCACUUGUCGCUAUUAUUGGAGAGCAGGAACUGAAGGAGGGGGUUGUCAAGCUCAGAAACGUAGCCACCAGAGAAGAGGUUGAUGUGUCUCGAGUUACUCUGGUGGAAGAAGUCAAGAAGAGAACCAUCCAGUCAUAGACCAUGUGAUCUUCCCCUCCUCUAUCUGCCGUGUCCAACUGCUUUUACCUUCAGCAAUGUCGCAGAACUUAUUUAAAAAUACGAUCACUGCGCUUGCAAUAUUUAAGUUGUGUCAAACAAGGUUUUGCUCUUCCCUGACUUGAAACAAAUGUCAAAGGCCCAAUUCCUGCAUUCCAUCCUUUCACUUGCCAUUGUAAAUGCUUGUGAGUUGUUGUGCUUGUUGUGUUACACAUAAGACAUGUUCAGCACAUAUCAUUUCUAUACAAUUAGCAGUCUCCAGAAAAUGAUGCUUAAUUGCAUAAGGGGUAGAAAGGCAACUUUUUAAUAAUUUAGGACAUGGUUGGAACAAAAACCUGGACUAGAAGUAUUGAGUUUUUCAAAUACAGUACUUUUAUGAUCCUCUGAAGCAGGGAUCUCCAACCCUAAUCCUGGAGAGCCGCAGGUCUUCUAGGUGUCUUUACAUUAUCAAUGGCUAAAGAUCUGGAACACCUGUUAGUCUUAACUAAUUAAGCCAUUAAUUGGUGCAAUUAACUAACAGAGCUUGGUUGAAAUGAAAACCAGAAGAAGCAGUAGCUCUCCAGGACCAGGGUUGGAGACCCCUGUGCUAAAGAACAGUGUCAAACCGCUGAUUUAAUUCAGAACUACAGCAAUUAUAAAUAAACUGGCUGCUUGGGGGCUUUUUAGGAGGAGGGUAAUUAACUUUUUUCUUUCCUGAACGCAUACAGCUGGGGUGGCCAAAGUUGGCCUUUCCAGACCUGGUCUUGUUCAACUCUGUUAUAAAUGUGUUUAAUUGAACUCAUUAAAUUUCCAGUCAGACCCUGAAGUAGUUAAUGAUCUCUCAUUAUACCUGUUCAUCCUGGAGUGGAAUGGCCCUCCAGGACUGACUGGACACUCCUGGCAUACAGGUAUAACAGAACACUGUCUUUCAACUUGCAGACAGGGGAAGUCACACACAAAAUAAUUUGAUGAGCUAAAAAAGAAAUCUGAAAAACCAGCAUAUUGGCUGCCACAGAACCCUAAAAAAAAAUUUCAUUUUAAAAUUGUACAAGAAGGCAGAACACAGAAUAACUACAGUAAGUAUUUUUUGUUUGCAUUUGGGUUUUAAGAGACCUUAUCCUUGGUUAAUUCAAAAAUAAAAUAACAAUUAGUGUCUUGUAUAAGAAGUCCCCAGUAUGGUAUAGCGAAGGCCUGUUUAUUCUGCACGGCCCACCGCAUGCUGAAAUACAAAGCAGCUCAUUACAUAACAGGUGUCCCUAUUGAGUGGUUGUUAGAAGCAGAUCCGACUGUAUUGGGUAUCCACAUUAUUACAAGGUGUGCCACUGUCAAGGUUUUAAAUCCGGAUUGGGUUAAUGAAAGUCAAACAAAUCAUUUCAAAAAGGGUCCUUACAAAUGUUAGCAAUAAUUUAAACUGCUACUGUCUUCCUAUAUAAGUGAAACAACAUGAGCUGGCAAUUCACACAGCUGUAGAAAGACAUGAUGAUACAAUGCAGCCGUGUUAAAUAUCUUGUUUUGUAUUUGUAUUGUCUGCACUUCCUGUCUCUUGCUGUAUGCUUACUUUUAGCUGCAUGUUUUUCAUAAAACGUUUUCCUGAU